AGACGAGAGUUGGUGCCGAGUGGAGCGCUGUUGUCGGUCCGAGUGGAACGGAAUGUGAACAGAAAUUUUGCUCAUUCUCACGAUACAGUUGUCGUUCUGUGCAGUGAUUACUAUCAAGAGAAAAUGUUUAUAAAGUUGAAACAUUUAGAUGUUAAAAACAAUCGUUUAAGUAAAGAGUUAAAAGUGCGUUGGAAGUGGCUGUUGUUUUAAGCACAUUUUUUUUUUUUUACUCACUUUGAUUGAUGCCUGUUUUCGGCAAAUUUCAGAUUUCCUCGCAAAGCCAAGCGAACACAGUAUGAUACCGGAUGAGUGCGGGGCCGGAGCCAUGGACGCAACCAGGGACCCGGAUGAGUGCAUAGAAGACAAGUCAAAGAAAACGGGAUGUGGGGACGAACGUCAAGAUAUUAACGAUAACCAUACUAAUGUGACGGCGUCGUCUCAGGACAGUGAUCAGGAUGGGGCUGCCGACACUUUGGCCAAUGGGGAAGUACAAACAAAAGACGCUGAAAACAGUGACCAGAAAAAAGACACCACCGGUAGCAGUAGCAGUGACUCUGUCCCUAAAGAGAGUGCCAGUGUUAGUAGUGUCGGGGAAAAGAAAGAGGGUAGGGAAAGCGAUAAUGAUGGCGAAAGCAAAGGGGAAGCGGAGGCACCCCCACCCCCGAUGGAUAUUGAGGCAGAGGCUAGCGAGGAUGAAGGGCGUGUGUCAAGUGAAGAUGACGAAGAUAAACUUGUUAUAAGCGAAGGUAAUGAGCGGGGAACUGAAGAAUCGGCCGACGAGAGCUCGAAAGGCGAAUCGUCAAUUACUGCACCUAAGAUCACCAGCAGAUCACCCACUCCUAAAACAAGUGAGAAGCGUCCAGCAGAAGAGGAUGCUGCCAUCGAGGUGCCCUCGAAAAGAUCAAGGACUCUGGAAGAUUCGCUGUCUCUGAACUCCUUAACCUCAAUUUCGCAAAUAGAAAGUUCCAUUGGCCAAGUCAGGAAAGACCUAGAGGCAAUGGAGUGUUUACUGAAACAAAAAGAAGAAGAAUGGAAUAAUCUUCUUAGCUUACAAAAACGCAAAGAGGAACUAUAUGUGCGCUUAGUUCGUAAGAGACAGGUUCUGUUGAUGAAAAGCACUCCAUCUGAAGUGGAUGUUAAAGGUGAUGAUGAAACCAGUGAAGAAGCUACUAGCAAUCUCUUCUUCAUGCCCCAGGGGGCUUAUUCUUCAUUUCGAAGUUCCCAGCUUCCACUAAUGAUGAUGAGUCAGAUGAUUGCAGCAGGAUCUAUCUCACCACAUACAUUACAGGCAGCAUCACAAGCUGCAUCCAGACCUGAGAAUAACCGUGGGGGCGCCAUAGGUAAUGGAAGCACAAAUAUUAGUAUAAUUGACAUCCAUACUCAAAAUAAUAAACCAGGCGGUGAGAUCCCCAGGGUCUCCAUGUCAUCUGAAGUGCAUAGCAAAGUUAGCAAACAGUUAACUUCAGGUUUGGCUUCUAUGAAGCCUAUAUUACCCAAGCCACCUUCAACAUCAAGCAACUUACCUGGCCUUCCUCCUUCAUUAUCUUUUACUGCCACAGGCCAUGGCCCUCAAGGUCCCACCGUUAAUGUCCAGCAACUAAUUGCUGCACAUCGAAAAGAAAAUCCUAAUACUCCACCAAUAAGUUUGAAAACUCCAUCUAGCAGAAGAGCAAUGAGAGGAGCUUGGCGACACCGUUAUGAUGGGGACAAGCGAUCAGUGCGAGACCAUGACCGGCCUCCAAGUGUUUCUAGCUCCAGUAGUGAAGCAGACACACGUACUACAGCUUCAAAUAAGAAUCCUCUGGCUCUCAGCGAUCCUUCUGUCUCAUAUAAAGAUGUCCUUUUACGGUUUGCAGAGCUGACACAAAAUGAAAAACAACCAGGCUCUCCACAGAUUUCAAUUUUCCCUGUUGGAGGUGGUGAGAGCAGUGCUAAGAGAUCUGAGAGCAGCCGAGAAUCAACACCUGCCAACAGGGAUCAGACGCCACCUCUGCCAUCCACCGUCCCUACCUCCUCAGCUCUCCCUACAUCUAAAAGUUCAUUAGAAGCUCCUUCUGCUUUAGCAAAGCUGCUGUUAGAGUCUCGAAAUAGUGCAUCUGGUGCUAACAAACCAGGUGUAGAAGUCUCCAACUCCCAGUACCUCACACUCUCUGCACUCUUAUCUGGUGGCUCUACAACCACUGUCAAAGAAAAGACAGCAGCCCAUUCGCAACCUGAAAGUCGAAGCAAGAAAUCUACCCACCAAGAAGAAGGCAGUGGCAACCCUAAAUGCCAAGGGUGCCAUAAGCAGCGAGCACAGUUUGUUUGCGCUGGUUGCGGUAACCAGUGGUACUGUUCUAGGGAUUGUCAGGUUGCAGCAUGGGAGGAGCACUCGGAGCACUGUAGCAAUUAAUUUGUGGUUAACAAUCGUCCAAUUAUCCCAGAUUGUACCUCCAGAUUUCUGCAGAGCGGGAUGCCAGAUGUUACAUUACUACAUAUUAAGUUCUAAUUGUACAAGGCUAUGUUGGAAAUAUUUGUUCCCUUGGAAGUUGUGGAGUCAUAUGUCAAUAUAUUUUUCCUGUAUGGAUAUAUUUUCUAUUGUAAUGUAGCAUAAGCAACAGUGAAUCCAUUUGUUACUUGAUGAGUGGGUUUAGCCCCCUUAAAAUAAUGUGUGAGAUACACACAAUUCUGUGAUAUCAAAGUGCAUUUUAUACAAGGAGAAGACUGACAUUGUUUUAUAUACAAAACCUUCAGGCUGUGCCAUUGUAAGUACUGUAGCAUGUAAUCUCCCAGCCUAAUUUUUUGAAAGCCAUUUGUAGCUUUAUAAAUAUUAGACAUCUAAAGCCCUCGAAAAUUACUUUUCCCUUGAAACCAUCUAUAGAGAAUUUGUGGUAAAUGCCAUGGCAGGUGUGACAUUCAAUCUCAAUCCUUCAUUAGGAGGUUGUUCAUUCCCAACUGUAUAGGGAGGUAUGAAGAACUGAUUUUAAACUUCACUGAAACUAAAACUGUAGUUACUAGAAAAGGCAUAAAAGGUUAUGACAUUACUGUGAUGUAAAAAAAUCAAAUUACGGUAGUAUGCCUUGAACCGCUUGUAGUGUAUUGUAUAUAAGUCUACUUUUUUAAUUUGAAUAUUUUACAAUGGCACCUGGGAUUGCCUUGACACAAGUUCUCUCAAAUCUGGAAUGUGUUUUAAAAAGUGGAUAAACAGUAACUUUUACAAUACAUUUCAUUUUAAGUUUCAAGAGAAUGUUAACUUUCUUACCUGAAAAAACUGUAUUAGAUUUUGAUAAUCCUCCAUGUUAGUCAACAUUUUAGGGUGAGGUGUAAAUUUAGUUAAGUCCAGCCCAGGAAAUAAUUUAAUAUUAAAAGACUAAUUUGUAGGUAUUAUGUCAAUAAAACAUAUUCAGAAGCACACUUGAAACACUUCCAGAUGCAAAUGAAAAGGCAUUUUGGUACGUUCUUGAAUUUCAUAUCAAUAAAUUUGUCUUUAAUUUUGUCCUCAAAAGUUAACUAAAUGUUUUAAAUAAAAGUUUGAUCCAUUUUUAAUAACAAAAAAUAAAAUUAAAAAAGUAGAGUAGCAGAAUUUUUUAGUGGUUAGAACAAUGCAUUAUCUAGUUAACUUAUAUAAAUAAGAUUUUGGAUUUAGCAACAAAUAAAAAACUCGUCAGUAAAAUCCCUCUUUCAGUUGAGAGGAGCUGUUCCUUUUGAUAUGAAUAGAUCCAUGAUAGCCUUUUUUCAAAAGGGUUUAAAAGUGCUAAGAAUGUACUCAGGUCAUUCAAGACCUUGGUUAUAACUGUAUGUUAUCAGGAAUCAUGACCCUCCGACAAUAACUUCCUUAUGGUUGCCAAGUAUCAAUGUUACUUCUGAACUUGAGUACCAUGAAAACAUUCUAAGUUAGAAAAGAUCUGAUGAGCAGUAUGUCAAAGCUAACUGCUUUGAAACUUUUUCUUAUACUGCUGUGCACUUAGUUAUUGAUACUCCAAAUCUUCAAGCUGAAAAUUUCAGUCAGUGAUGAAAAAAUAUUAAAAUUUCAUCAUCAUUUGCUUAAUCAUUUGUUAAUCAGUCAUAAAAAAAUUGUAGAUUUUUAAUAAUUUUUACUUUUACAUAAUAAUUAUGAAGUUUUUGGUUGUCAAGGGUAAAUGAAGCCAUACUUGGUCCCCUACUGGAGGUCAGCCUAAGAAUUUAUCCUUCAUUAUCAUAUUUACAUAUGAGAGCUAAGAGAGUGUACCCUACAGAUUGACUUCUACUCAAUAUGUCACUGAAUUACUGAGUCACCUGUUGGCAAACCUAUGUGAAUGUUUAUGUGCUCCUUGUUUUGUGUUACACUUUUAAGAGGCACAUCAAAUCUAGUGAAGAACUCCCUACUCCCAUCCAUUCAUCCUUUCCAUUCUGUCUUUAAAAUAUGUACUUACAUGUGGAGGAUAGUAUAUUCUUACUGCUCUUAUGUUUAUGGCCUAUGGUUCAUCUCAGAUAGGUUUAGAUUUAUGAGGGAUUUUUUUUUCAUUAGUCAAUUUGGCUUGAAUCUCUGAAGUAGGAUGAAUUUGAAGUAGACACUACAAGACAAACAGAAAAAUAUAAAAUUUUUAUUUCCUUAGCAUGUCCAUCAACAGAUAACUAAGAAAAAUGCAAAACAAACUGCUCUGAAGAAUCAAGAAACCCUUUUUAUAAGUCAACAAUAACAAGAUUUUACAUAUGCUACCUCUUUACAUACAAUAACAAUAAAUUAGUGUUUUAGGCAGUCUGAAUACUUGGUAAAAACUGUGCCCUGUAGAAAAAUAAGUUCAUCAGGUAUAAUGUUCUAUAUACACCUCUUCCACUACUUACAAAAGUACAAGGCUGUAAUUAAAAUUCAGUACGUAGUUGGUAGUUAAAACACACCAAACCAGUUUCUUGAAAUGCAGUGUAGAUCUACUGAAAUGUUGUGAAGAAAUUAGACAUUUGGAGUUUUAUGGUUAAGGUUCCUAGUCUUUUUAUAUAAUUCAAUCACUUGCAAAAAUCAAGAUCUAAAAUUGGUUCAUAACCCGACUAGAUUUACACACCUGUAAAAGUGGUCUUACAUUACGUGCGGUGGCAGCUUCUAUGAACUUCCACUUAACUGGUGAUAGUACUGUAGGUUAUUCCUCUUGGCAAUGAAGUCCUGAAAACACACUUAAUAAAGAUUACUGAGGUAGCUUUUAUUCUAAGACCAGCUCCACUUGCAACAUGUCAUCUCAUUAGUUGAGGUUAAAUUUACAUAAUGGUUACGCCAGGCUGAGUAUUUUCCAGACUAUAAUAAACAUUUUGUUAUUCAUACACAAACUGUCUUGUUUCAUAUAGGUGUUUUUCAAUAAUCACCAAAAAAUAGAACUUGGUGUUAAGUGUAACUGCUGCUACAGUUUCAUAGUAAAGAGUAGGAAAUUAGUAGAGGAUGUCCAUAUUUCAUUUAGUUUCUAUUUCAUCCAAAGAUGGAUAGGUUAUCGCAUAAAUCUAUCAGUCUGUGGUAAUAUCUGGCAUUGAUAUGGACCAUUGCUGCUAGGUAUGGCAUUCAUGAAGCUAAUCAUGUGUGUCUUAUUUGGUGGGCUUUGGUCCAUACAACAAGAGAAAGAACUAGUUCUGCACUCAAAAAAAAUUUAAACUAAUACUAGAUUUAUGUUCCCCAUCCUCUUCUCUGCCUUCUUGUUUUUUGUAAGGUAGUACCGUAGCCCUUAUGUUGAGAGAGAAUGGUUUGCUUCAUAUCUUAUUACGAUGUGAAUAGAGUGAGUAAUAUUUAAAAGUAACUGUGUGAAAGAAUGAUAGAUGCUCCUCGGAGAACUUUCAUAGAGCUCUUUGCAGCUUCAGUACAAAUACAGUUCAUGUUGUAGUAGUAUUUUGGUGCUGAUCCAACAAAUAUUCAAUAGAUUUUAUGAAAUCAUUGGCAAAUAGGGAAGUCUUCCUUACAGGAUAUUCUGCCAAAUGAUGAUGAUAAUAGUUUCCAAUUGCAUUUGAGCAUUGCUUUGUGUAAUACAAUGUAUCACUUAAAACACUGUAUUUGAAGUGACUUGAACAUGAAUAUGUCAUUGUCAUUUCUACCUUUGAAUAUACUUAAAUACCAAGGUUUAUCACUAUUGUCAUUACUACUAAUAACAGAAAAGACAUCUUUUUAUCUUGACAUAUAAUUACAAAACAAGCAAACAAUUUGUCAACUCCAGUUCACAAUUUACAUAGAUGUAGGGAAAGAUUCAAACUUCUCCGAGAGGUAUAGCUGUGAAAAUCCUCAAUAACUUAUUGUGAUUGCGCUAUCCUGAGAAAAUGUCAUAUACAUUGGAAAUGUAUGACUGAAUAAGAGCAUGCCAGCAAGGGCUUCGAGGUACCUUAAGUUGUAAAUAUAUAUAUAUAUUUUUUUUCUAGGCUUCAGUUAUGAAGGAAUUAACAAAGAAAAUGGAUUAAAUGUAAUGGUAGAUGUGGAGACCAACAGUAACCCUACAAAAAUUGAAUUUCAACUCAAUCAGUCAUACAGAUACUAAACUCAGAGGAACAAUGUUAAUAAGUGUUUUUUUUAAUCGAGUUUAAGGAAAAUUGUAGAGUUGUGAUAACUAGAAAAUGGCCUUCAUUUUCACGUAAGGGAUAUUGGAUAUAAGAAUGGUUUUUGGAAGCAAGGUGGAGUGGUGCGUCUCAAUGGAACACUGGUCUCUUACUGCCCCCUUUCCAUGUAAAUGGAGGUUCAUUUUCAGUACCCACAACUGCAUGGGUUGGAAGGGUAGGCUAAAGUUCUUUCCUAUAUAUUGCUGCUUCAUCAUUACUUUCUUCUGUAAAGAGAAAUGCAGUCUCUCGAAUGACCAUUAGCCUACUCGUAAGACGACCUACUGAACUGUGUUGGCUUAAGGCCAUGAGAUGUACAUUUCAUGACGUGAUGUAACUAGUUAUUCUCUUCAAUGUGAACAGCAGGAUUUAAAGGAUAUUUUCUAUAUUAAGGUUUCUAAAGUCAGUUCAGUGAAGAACCCUUCAUUAAUAUUGGGAAGAGCAUUACUAGUUGCAUUUCAAAAAUGGAGGAUGUUGUCCAGUUCUCCAUCAGACUUUAUCGUAUCAUUUUGUCAUCAUCAACUGCAGGGUAUAAGAAGAUCCAGACUAAUUUCUCUUGAUACAUAAGUUAUUAUUAUUAUUAACUUUCCUAUGAUUGCCAAAGUCUAAGCUACCUUAUGAAGUAUCUGUGUACCUGUUCAAUUAUGUGCUUUUGAUGAAUGAAUUAGUGAAGUCAAACAGAAAUGAUGAUGGUUAUACUGGACAGCAUUUCUAGGGUUAUACUUAUAGAGAGAAGAUCAGCAACAUUUGUCAGUUAUCCAAGCCCCUCCCCUCACAUCUACAAUUCAUGGUUUGAGUGUGGAGGCUGAUAGGAUUUUAAAUCUGGCACCUUUUCCUGGCAGUCUGUCUAAAAGUGUGACCCUUAAUUACUGUGACCAGGGAGGACAUAUUUUGAUAAUGCUUUAAUUUUCAUGUCAAGGUUAUGAAUGAUCUAUGCAGCAAACGUGUGCUUUAGAGCCUGCUCAGGAAAGUGUGUGUAGCCAAAGAUGCAUAGAGUGGCACAAUUUUGUCUUAAUUUAUUUUUAUAGAAUUGUUUAUUUUCUAAGAUCCAUGCAAAUAACCUUAACUGUUUAGAAAUAUGGCUUUGAGUAUCAGACUUCCCUUGCACUCACAAAGCUUACAUUCACUAUGCUGUAAUUUUUCUCUCAUUUAAAGUACUUAGCUGUAGUAGAUUAAACAAAAGCUUCAAACUGGGAAUAAAUAAACCAUUAUAGUAUGUUGGAAUUUUGAAAGGUACGGUACUCAUGUACUGGAUAUUCUGGUGCUUAUAAUAUAAUGUCCUGGUAAAACUUUUUAACAGCAGGUACUGUACUGAAUGGAAUUCAGUGUAGCAAAGUCAUCAAUAAGAAUAUAGUUCAUUACAUCAAAAAAGAAACUUGCAACUUGACUCUGAGGGAGCUAUAACUCACUUAACUGUGAGUCAGCUUGGUUACUGUUGUAGCAUUAUUUUUUCUUUACCUGAGCUGUAAAGGCUUCCUCACAUUUAAAGUACUCAAGUUUCAUCAAAGUGCAGCAUAUUAGUCACAGUUUCUGUGGUUUUUCUUUAUCACUUUAUUAUUAUUAUUAUUACUCUCUUGGAACAAAAUCACAUCAAAUUACUUAAUAAUUUUCAGUUUCUUUGAUACUAUUUGUAUUAUACAUGACAUCUACUGAUAUUAUCAACAUGACAACUUUAUUGAUACUCCAUGGAAACCUUAUUGAAAUACAUAGUAGCAAAUGAUAGCUUUAUAUUACUAAGAUUUUUGGAAAUAACCAAAUCCCCAUCAUUAGCAGUUAAAAUUAACCAGUAUCUGACUUUGGCCUGACUUCAUAAAUCAGAAAAAGAAAAUUACUAAGAAAAACAACAUUAACCAAGAUUUUUGGUUGGGUCCAAAACUUGUCUUUGGUGAAAAAUAUACUGCUUUGGCUCGUUCGUGUCUUAUGAGAGUUUUCUUUUAUUGCUGGCUGUACAUUUUUUUUUACAUGAUAGAAUACUGGUUUUAAUCUCAUUUUAAAGCAAAUUGAUUAUAAUCUUUAGGGUACUAUCUUUGAAAUGGAAAGCAAAACAUUUUGAUCAGAAAGAUGCAUUGAAGUUAGCCGUGAACAAAUUUAUUUGGUCUAUGUAGACAUUCUUUUAAAAACAUUAAUAUUCUUUAACUAAUUAUUUUUGCACCAUGAAAAUACAUGAUAAAUUUUGAUUCCAUUGAGAUUUAUAUGUAUAUACUAUUGCUAUUUUUACUGCAUAAAAAAAUGUAUGGGAAAAUAGGCAAAAUUUGUUAUGAUUUUCUACUUUAGAUUAUUCUUCUUGAACAGCAUCUAUUUGUAUGGCAGAUAGUUAAACCACUCCCCCAAUAGAUUUCAAUCCAAUGUUACCUGAUGUCAAAACAUUAACGGUGUUUAUUUAUUAGUUCCUACAGAUAGCAUCAUUUGAUGUCAUCAGGAUCUUGAGACAUUUGCAUGAUAUCACAGUCUCAAAUAAUUAAGAUAAUCAGAAUUUAUCAGCAUAAUUUCCUUUAAAUUUUUACAAAUGUUCAUAUUUUUGGGACUCUUUCAAGGAAGAUAUUUUGAUGAAUCAGUAUUUUUAAAAUUGGUUACAUCAAUGCACUGUGGUGUUUAUCAUAACUGAUAUCCCAGUUUAUAAUUACAGUAUAUCUACAAGGGACUUUUUAUUCCUGUCCAGUAUUUUUAUUUAUUUCCAGAUAAAAAUGUAUACUAUUCAUGUGGAAGACUUAAAAAAUACAAUAAAGGUAUAACUUGAUUUCCCUUGUACUAUCUUAGAAUAGAUUAUUGCCUUGAUAUACUUGGUAAUUACAGUAAAAUCACAGCACAUAAUCAGGGAUAUUUCUUAAUAUCAAAGAACUUAGUCAUUUAGGAGCCUGAUACUCUAGACAUAUUCUAAACAGCUUUGUGGUGAUAUAGUGUAGUUUUAUUUAUUUAUAUUUAUUUUUACAUGUGUUAUUCACAUGCUUAGUGUAGUUUUGAGUGAUUUACAUCACUAACAUCUGAUACUUUUGCAGUUCAGAGCAUACUGGUAUGAAUGUUAGCUGAAAUGUUGCUAAAAUAAAAAUUAUUGUUACAGAGCUUCACCAUCAUAUAAAAGCUCAAACUCAAUUAACAGUUAUUUUAAAAUACUAUUUAGCUUUAAAUAUUUAAAAAAAAAAUAAAAGUACUGCACAUAUUGAUUAUGUUAAUAUGUAACCAAGCAGUUUUACAUCAUUUAAAAUACCUAAGCUUGACCAAUAUGUAUAGUUUCAACACAGUGAAUUUGAUAACUCUCCAAGGAGGUUUUAGUAAAAGUUCUUUAAUUAUUUUGUAAUAUGCCUGAACAAGUAUUUGUAAGUUUUAAUUAUGAAUUGGUUUCCAGAUCUAAGUUAACUCAGCAACAAGUGUGUAUGCAAAUGUAAGGCAGUAAUAUGUUCCUCCCUGGUCAUAUCCAUUGUGAUAGGUUUAGAACGGGAACUGAGUACCUGGAGAAUUUAUCUAAGGUUUAUAUAAAAAAUUCUUAUCCAAAAAUUACUCAAAAAAAUUAACAGCGAGGUGCAGACUCUGAUCUGGCCCGAAUAACCAGCAGUCACUGCCACGUUGUAGAAAAUUCGGCCUGUCGUCUCCACAGUGGGAAAUGGGCUUGAAGUCUUGAGACAAGUACUGCGAAGUAAAAAUUAAAGUUAAAGAGUAAGAAUUAAAUAUAUAUGUUUUUGUCUGUGCAUAAACCAUGAUGUUAUAUGUUUGAUAAGGAAUUUUUGUUGUCUGUCACGCUGUUAUUAGCUGUUUUAUGUGUAAAUGAUGAUGUACAGUUUACUGUUCAAGAGAAGAUGGGUAGGAUUCAUGCUUUCUUGAACAGCAGUUUUUCUAUUUCUCCAGAUCCUCCACUAGCUCAUAGAUUCUUUAUGUUGAUGUUGCUACAGAACACAACAACAACCAGACUUGACAACACCACGAAUGAUUGAUUUAUGCUAGCCAUAUCCCUCUGCCUUGUGGUAACUACAGUCAGCAGUUGCUAUAAGCCCUAUACAGUAUAUGUAUAUAUAUAUAGUUUCACUGAAGAUCAUUAUAAGAAAAAUUCUAAAGCAUCAGAAUUUUGCUAGCUCUACAAAUGGCUAUCCCCCUGCUUAAAUGUGUGUAUGACUGGUGGAAUAUUUGUAUUGGUUUGCUGUUUAUAUUGAAUCAUUUUUUAAUAAAUAUGGUGAAAUCGUAUAA
This is a messenger RNA of Macrobrachium nipponense, 10692 nucleotides long. RefSeq lists its product as uncharacterized. Bases 296 to 2392 code for a protein of 698 amino acids. NCBI's taxonomy places the organism in Eukaryota, Metazoa, Arthropoda, Malacostraca, Decapoda, Palaemonidae. The transcript is spliced from 11 exons. The record is from RefSeq and is a predicted model, not a curated record.